Molecule: messenger RNA, 7750 nt
Organism: Cuculus canorus (common cuckoo)
Lineage: Eukaryota; Metazoa; Chordata; Aves; Cuculiformes; Cuculidae
Gene: SSH1
Product: slingshot protein phosphatase 1
Exons: 14
Coding region: 361-4035 (1224 amino acids)
Biological process (GO): actin cytoskeleton organization; protein dephosphorylation; negative regulation of actin filament polymerization
Cellular component (GO): cytoplasm
Molecular function (GO): protein tyrosine/serine/threonine phosphatase activity; actin binding
Source: RefSeq, a predicted model, not a curated record
CGUUUUUAUGCUGCUAACAAACCCUGCUUACUGGGAUGUUUAUCACUGCUGCCAGGGGUCAAAAGUUGGGGGUGUUCUUUAAUCAUUGGAUUUUUCUGUUCUGUAAGAGAUUUCUUUUCAAAAAGGUCGGAGUUUAGUUGUUUACUGGGACUGCGGGAUUUAAAAAGGUCUUUUAAAACUGGGUUGGAAUAUUGUGCCUUGCCUUUUUCCCCACUUUGAUUUUGUUAGUUGUCUUUUAGAGCAGUUGUGUGAAAUGACUGAGGGCAGAGCAUGUUCCCAGAGCGGAGAUAAGGGACAGUGUCGGGUAAUGUUGCUGUUUCAGUGUGGUGUAAAAGCGGAGCUUUGCAGCGAGGCACUUGGAUGCGUUCCCUCCAUACGGCGCCCUGCUGCCCGUAUGGGAACGGGAGCUUCUGUGCGAUUGGGGAGCGCGGUUUGGGAGGUAGAAGCAGUUGGAGUCAGGGCAAGCUGCGCUUUGUAAGGUCAGUGUGCAGUUCAGAAACAAGCAUUUCCAUUAAAAAAAGACAAUCUCACUCUCCACAAAUCCUUUGGCUUUGCUUUCCGGUUCAUUUCCAUGCAGAUGAGUACACGAUAACAAAACUUUUGCUCUGUGGGUUGUCCUUUUCUUGCAAUCGCGUUCUGCUCCAGCAGCGCUGCUUUCUCAUUUGCCUGCAACUGGGAAUAUUCUGCUUUAUUGUGAAAGAUCUCCUGCCUGCAGGAGAGGAGAACACGGGGCAAGAUGAACAGUCCGAGCAGGAGCUAGAUGCCUUUGGGAAGGAGCUCUAUCUCUGCUGUGUUUCUUCUUGCAGUAGAAAUCCCAGUCAGUACUUUGUUUGGGAUAAAAGAGUAUCUGUUGGGAUGUUUUUUCACUUUCCCAGAGAAAUAUUUCCCAACAUCCUUGAGACGGAGAUACACCUAAGUGAGAGCUUUUUCAUGGUGAAAGGCGCAGCCCUUUUCUUACAACAAGGAAACAGCUCCCAGGGCCAGCGAAGUCUCCAGCAUCCUCACAAACAUGCAGGUGAUUUGCCUCAGCACCUCCAGGUGAUGAUCAACCUCCUUCGCUGUGAGGACAGGAUCAAACUGGCUGUCCGUUUGGAAAGCGUGUGGACAGACAGAGUCCGGUACAUGGUGGUUGUCUACAGCAGCGGACGACAGGACACAGAAGAGAAUAUUCUGCUGGGUGUGGAUUUCUCCAGCAAGGAGAGUAAAAGCUGCACUAUAGGAAUGGUUCUUCGCCUGUGGAGCGAUACUAAAAUCCAUCUCGAUGGUGAUGGUGGCUUCAGCGUGAGCACCGCAGGGAGAAUGCACAUCUUCAAGCCGGUGUCAGUGCAAGCCAUGUGGUCUGCUCUACAGAUCCUCCAUAAAGCCUGUGAAGUUGCAAGAAGGUACAACUACUUCCCCGGUGGGAUGGCCUUGGUCUGGGCCACAUACUACGAAAGCUGCAUCAGCUCCGACCAGAGCUGCAUCAACGAGUGGAACGCGAUGCAGGACUUGGAGUCCACCCGCCCUGAUUCUCCAGCCCUGUUUGUUGACAAGCCAACUGAAAGAGAACGGACAGAACGGCUCAUUAAGGCCAAACUCCGGAGCAUCAUGAUGAGCAAAGACCUGGAAAAUGUGACUUCUAAGGAGAUACGAAAUGAGCUGGAGAAACACAUGAACUGCAACUUGAAGGAAUUCAAGGAAUUUAUAGACAAUGAAAUGCUGCUUAUCCUGGGUCAGAUGGACAAACCGUCUCUGAUUUUUGAUCACUUAUAUCUGGGAUCUGAGUGGAACGCCUCCAACCUCGAGGAGCUGCAGGGCUCUGGCAUUGACUACAUUUUGAAUGUGACAAGGGAGAUAGAUAAUUUUUUCCCUGGUCUGUUCGCGUAUCACAAUAUCCGAGUGUACGACGAGGAGACCACGGACCUCCUGGCUCACUGGAACGAGGCGUACCACUUCAUAAACAAGGCCAAGAAGAAUCACUCCAAGUGCCUGGUGCACUGCAAAAUGGGUGUGAGCCGGUCGGCAUCAACUGUUAUAGCAUACGCGAUGAAGGAAUUUGGCUGGUCGCUGGAAAAGGCCUAUAAUUAUGUGAAGCAAAAACGCAGCAUUGCGAGACCAAAUGCAGGCUUCAUGAGACAGCUUUUGGAAUAUGAAGGCAUUUUAGAUGCGAGCAAGCAGCGCCACAAUAAGCUGUGGAAGCAGCAGGCAGAGAGCAACCUACCCCAGAACACAGAUGGCACCACAGGGUCGGAUGACUUCUUACUCGAGAGUUUGGACAUCGACCUAGAAAACCGCCUGGCUGACCUGGAUACGCCUUCGCAAUCAGCAUACCUGGACAACCGCGCCGGCACAGACGUGUCUGUGGGGUUUAAUUACUGCUUCCGUCGCCUCUCGGACACGCUGCUGGAGAACAAGAUUCCUGGUGACAGGGAAGGCUUUUUCCCCGUGGAGGAGCUGGAGCAGGAUGUGGUUGUGGAGCGCUGUGCCUCGCUGGUGGGACAGCCGCCCUCUGCGCCUUUGGAGAUGGUGAAAGCCCUGAAGGCAGCAGAGCCGCUGGCAGAGCUGAGCACUUUCAGCGAGAAGGAGGUGAAGAAGAAACUGGAGUUCAGCCCUAGGAAGGGAAGGAGGGUGCUGGGCCCUGGGGACCCAGGGGAGGACGGUAUCAGGGAGGAAAAUCCAAUGGAGAAGUGGAAGCGGCGUUUGUCCGUGCACAAGGAGGAGAGCAGGCUUAAUAGAGAGAACUUGAAUAACAACAACAGCAAAAGGAGUUGCCCAGAGGAUUUUGAGCGUGAUGCUGUGUUUGGGAUCCUCAGUAAAGUCAAGCCUUCCUAUCAGUCUUGCACUGACUGCAUGUAUUCCUCGGCCGGUUUGUCUCCUGAUUCCUUUGGGGAGCAGUGUGAAAAGUUGAAUCCCAGCAGUGCACGUCGCAGCGCCACCAUCUGCACGCAGCCAGCCCUCCUCUCCCACAUCAAUUCCAACUUGGACCACCUUCCCAGCAAGGCACACUCAGAGGAAGGAAUCAGAACUAAAAAUAAUGAGGCUCCCCUUCCUCUGUCGGCAGGAACUGGUGCUUUGGAGGUUGGCACUUGCAAAUCUCUUAAUCAACACUGCGGUGUUUUGGAGAAAGGAAAAGAUGCACCGAAAACCCCGGUCAAAACUCUGCUGCCCAGGAGAAACUCGCACUGUGACAAGAACCUCCUUAGCGUAGAAGUGGUGAAAGAAGAGCCUCUAGCCAGAAAAGAUGGCAAGCCUACCAAGGAUCUGAAGUACUUGUUGUUCAGCAAAGAGUUGGAAAAGCCGAGUGCAAACAGUUACUUGAUGCAGCACCAGGAGUCUCUUAUUCAGCUGCAGAAAGCAGGCUUGGUUAGGAAGCACACCAAAGAGCUGGAGCGGUUGAAAAGCCUGCCCUCGGACACCUCAUCGCUGCUCAGAGAGAGCUCCCUGAGCAGAGUUGACUCCGGCAUUGUGGAGGGAAGCGAGGAUUUGAUUUCACAUCACAGCCUCGUGCCUCUUCUGGGACCGGCACCCAUGAUACCUGAAGAUGCAGAAGACGAGGUGAAAGAGGUGAAACGCACCUUGGAGGGGAUCUCUCAGAAAACCUCCACGCCUGUCGCGUGCCGGUUGGAGCACACGAGCAGCUUCACCAAGGACUUCCUGAAGACCAUCUGCUACACUCCCUCCUCCUCCCGGAGCUCCAACCUGACACGGAGCUCCAGCAGCGACAGCAUCCACAGUGUGCGGGGCAAGCCUGGCCUGGUGAAGCAGCGGACUCAGGAGAUCGAAACCAGGCUACGGCUGGCUGGCUUGACUGUAUCUUCUCGACUGAAAAGGUCCAAUUCUCUCGCCAAGCUAGGAUGUCUUAACUUGUCCUCUGAGGACUUAUCCAGUGACAUGGAUGUGUCAACCAUAACGGACUCAAAAGAGGCCGUUUCAAGCGAGUCUUCCGUGCUCUGUGAGCCACAAUCCAUGCUGAGGAGCGCAGAUGUCACCUCCAAACUGGCAGCAAAGCCAGCGGUCGGAAACUUGAAGAACAUGCUUUGGAUAGGCAAAAGUUGAUGCCUUCUGUGUGGGGAGCAAGGGGGUGGAUUUGGGCUGCGGGGAGGGGGGUUAUGGCAUUUAUUCAUUGCAGUUUCAUCAUCUUGACUUGCAGUUCAUCUGAUGCCACCUCUUCUUCCCCUCUUUGUACUCAAAGUGGGAAGAAAAAAACAUAAUGGGUCAUGAUGAAUGGCACAAGGGAAAAUAAAAUGUAUUGCAUGGCUUAGAGGAGGGCUUUGUGUGUGGGUUGCCUGUUGUCCUGCAGGAUGUUAUUCCUAGUGCUGUUUGCCAAGUAUAAUAAUGUGUUUCUGUGGGGGGGGCAUAUAUAGAUGGAUAUUUGCAUCUCUUUAUCUAUCUAUAUAUAAAAUGCUGAAAUAUUCUGUUUCAAAGACAAAACAAUUCAUCAUGACUGUUUCUUUUACAGAACAACCACGAGUCUCUGGUUAAAACAGGGCACUUGUGGAAAAUCCUUAAAAUGGUGACAUCAACACUACCUCUGUUCUUGCUGACUUGGUUUGUUUGUUUGGAUGGGGUUUUUGAAAAGGCUUUUCCCACAAGCCUUCCUGUUGGAAGGCAUUCCCUAGGUGUUAACUAAAGGCCUGGAGGAGUGUGAAGACAGAAGCCCUGAAUAACCUUGCUGUGAAGUGGAGGAUUGUCGAGCUGCAUUGUGUUGGCUCUGUUACCCGUCCUCGCUGUGUGACUGAGUGAAUUGUCACUCUCACGUUGGUGCCGGAGUGACGCCCAAACCGUGUCGCUGCCACCGGCUUGUGCUCCUGUGGAGAGGCCUCUUGUGCUUUGGGUGUUUUUGCUGUCGUCGUGGUUUGUGAUGUCCCAGUGCUAAUGACGAGCCUGGCCAGUAAGUGACCGUGGACCCUUGUGAAGCUUUAUGUGAUGCUGUGUUGGUGUCGUGGAUCCUGUGUCAGGGACCGUUCUUCUCGGGCUGUUGGUGGCACGCCGUGCCGGCGAGAUGGCCAUGGAGGGACGGCUCUCCUGGUGUCCCACGCGUUUGAAAUCCCAGUAGGCAAUAGGUGAACGUGUGUCUUUUCUGGUUAUUGCUGUUGGGUUUGGUAGAACGGUUCCCGUGUCCUUGGUUUGCCGGCAGCCUGGGAAGCUGUUGAUGAAGUCCAGGGGUUAUUUAUGCCAGGUGUCAGGAGGCAUAAAUGUGGCCCUGGAGUACGGAGCUGGGGUGUACGUGUCCUGACUCACACAGGGCUGCACCAGUCUCCUGUCAGAGGUGCCAGAGGUGUAAAUCCUGCUCUGGGGGGCAGUGCAUCCUUCAGGAAGAGCAGCCAAACAGAAGAAUGGGCUCACUCCAAAGAGAGAGAAAGAUGUUGAAGGUGUGAGUGAGAUGUCCUUUCUGAGGAACGCUGGCGUGACCUGCAGAGAGGGCCUGUGCCCCCCUUGGUGAGGCACUCGUGGUGCUGCAUGCUCCGUAGGCAUCGUAGCUGAGGAAGCACAUCCUGUCCUGCUCCAGAGGCUGAUUUUUGGGGACCGGUGCUACUAUGUGCUCCUCCUCUUGCUGCCCUGCUGCGGGAGAAGCUUGAGAUGCAGCGGUUCACUGAUGCUAUGUGAAAUGUAUAUUUUCUUCGCCUCUUUUGGGUAACCGCCCAGGUCAGAACUGCGCUGUGCGAGGUGCCCUGGCUAAGUUGGGAGGGAAGAACUUGAGAAAUGUGGAGGGGACGUGGUCCAAACCUUGGUGCUCUCCGAGUUCCACCUGAAACCAUGCAUUCGGGGAUAUUUUGAAGGAGGUGUGGAGCAAAACAGACCUUGGAGGUCAGCGAUGGCAAAUGGAUGGAUUUGUGUUUCGAAACCAGGCUGUGAGCGCAAACUCGUGUUGAAGAUCUCCAUCGAAAGCCAUUCUUAACGAUCCCCUCCUUGAGGUGAGGAGGGAGCAGGGCUGGCACAGUUGUUCUCAGAGUGUCUGUCUGUUUUAAUCCAAAAUCCACUGUACUGAGAAAAGGAACCGGGAGUUUUACUGCCCUAAAUGCCCGGACUUCAACUUUUUUUCCUUAAGCGUAAGACCCCACAUUUUUGUAUUAACAGGGUGAGAAAUUGUGGGGACUGGCAAUCAGUAAAUGAAUGUCCCUCCUUGAAGAGUCCUCAAUGCAACAAACAUAUUUAGUUUAAGGCACGCUCCACUCCCUCUUUCGCCCGUGAAAGCUGGUUUGAAGCAAAAGCUACUGCGUGAGGGGACAACAGGCAGAAACUUUUUGCUUUUUAGGGCUGAGAAAAUGCUGGGCUGUGUUCAGCGUCAGACGGAAAUACCCUCUACCUGCUAUCAGCACAGCAGGGGUGCAUGUGCGAGUCUCUGCUGCAAUAAAUUUCCUAUAUUUGUAUGGUUUUCUUCUCCUUUUCUUCUGAUUUAUGCAGGGGGGCAGCCCAGGGGGGCCUUGGGGUUGUUUGAUGCUCGGAGCAGCCGCCUGGGAGGACCUUUGUGGCUCCUGCCCACCUCUGCUACUCGCAGUGCUGUGAUCCUAGCACAGUUUGAGCCUCAGCCUCUGCUUGCAAAGGCUGUUGGCAGAGUUAUUUUCCUCCACUUUGUGCAACCCCAGCGCUGCAGACCUUUCCCGUCACUGCCCGGCCAUGGGAGGAACUCGAGCGGGGGCUCAGAUUUAAAUAAAUUCAGAAAGAUUCUGUUAAUGGAUGCAAGCAAACGUAGACAUUUCCUUCUUGUUUUCUUGAGUGGCUGCCAAGUUCUGCUGUGAUGCGAACCCCUGCUUUCCCGGGGUGCAGCUCGGCGCUCACCCUCUUAUCCUUGCCGCUCGCUUGGGCUCAGCUCUUGCUGGACCAGCCCCGCUCAUCGGGCUCGGGGUUCCGUUUUGAUGUUGUUGGGCCACAGGUACAGUUUGUCGGGACUCGAUCUUGAAGCCAACGUGCACUAGAAGCACUAGUGUGCCAUUUCAAAGGGUUUUGUAGCCAAACCUGUGCUUGCAGACUUCAUUAGGUUUGUUGCAUGAGAAGGUAGAUGUGGUUUUCCUCUCCCCCCUCCGUGUUGUAAUUGUUCUUUUACAAUGGAGUGCCUUAAUAAUAGUUUACAAAUACUGUGUAUUUAUGCUGAGCUGUUCCACUCUGCUGGUUGCUGUUCGUUUCUUCUUUUUUUUUUGAUGUUUUUUGGUGUUUCCGGUGGCAGUGAGACCGUUGCUCCUUGUGUGCGUCGCCCGCCCGGUCCCGCUGAGCUCAGCGCUGCUCCCCGCUUCCCGUCUGCUCCGCACAUGGCAAACCCAAAGGGCUGUGUUGGGACGUGGCGCUGCCACUCCCGGUGCCCCCGUUUAUCUAUGCAUUCCCGCAGAGGCGCAGACGGGGGUGUCUGGGGAGACAUCCCAUCGAGCGGUGCCGGGUAGGAAUCCAAACCCAGUCCCAUUCUGCCAGAAAACCCAAAAUGCACAAAACUGGCACCUUAUUUCCACUCCAGGCAUUGUAGGUCUGACAGCAAUAGCUGUCCUCAUGGUUGUCCUUUCUGCGAGGCUGCUGUCAGGCUUGGUUGUGCCCCGUGUCCCCCAUCGCGUGCUCUCGGCCGGGGAGUUGGAGACCGUCCUGGUUCGACCCAGAGAGGAGGGGUGGGUGAGUAACGUGUAGCUGUUCCAGUGUGUCGCUGUACUCUGUGAUAACAGUGUUCCUUUUAUUUCACGGUAUUUCUUAAUCCUGGUUUUAUAUUUAAGCCCGCGAUAUCUUUUGUACUGUACGUCGGCGGGAGGGGACGCAGAAUGCACUUUUGUUUUUGGUUUUUUUUUUUACU